GUGCCUUCACUUCCUGCUGCCACAGCCGGGACUCUGAGCGCUGGAGCUGGAGGUGUUUUUUCUCAUCCGACUAUAUCAUUUAUUCUAACAAAGAACAGCAGGCAACAAUGUCCAGCUUUCCGGAGCUGUACUUUAACGUGGAUAAUGGCUACCUGGAAGGACUGGUGCGCGGCUUUAAGGCUGGGAUCCUGUCACAGGGCGACUAUUUGAACCUGGUGCAGUGCGAGACGCUGGAGGACCUGAAGCUGCACCUUCAGAGCACGGACUAUGGGAACUUCUUGGCGAACGAGGCCUCCCCCCUCACUGUCUCUGUCAUCGACGACAAGCUGAAGGAGAAAAUGGUUGUGGAGUUUCGCCACAUGAGGAACCAGUCCUACGAGCCACUGGCCAGCUUCAUGGACUUCAUCACGUACAGCUACAUGAUUGACAAUGUGAUCCUCCUGAUAACGGGCACCCUGCACCAGCGUUCCAUCUCUGAGCUGGUGCCCAAAUGUCAUCCCUUAGGCAGCUUUGAGCAGAUGGAGGCAGUGAACAUUGCUCAAACCCCUGCUGAGCUCUACAACGCUAUCCUGGUGGACACACCUCUGGCUGCCUUCUUCCAGGACUGUAUAUCUGAGCAAGACCUGGAUGAAAUGAACAUUGAAAUUAUCAGGAACACUCUUUAUAAGGCUUACCUGGAGUCUUUUUACAAGUUCUGCUCAACCCUGGGUGGCACUACAGCAGACACCAUGUGUCCUAUCCUUGAGUUUGAAGCCGACAGAAGAGCUUUCAUCAUCACCAUUAACUCCUUUGGGACGGAGCUGUCAAAGGAGGACAGGGCCAAACUGUUUCCUCAUUGUGGGAAGCUGUACCCGGAGGGACUGGCCCAGCUGGCCCGGGCUGAUGACUAUGAGCAGGUCAAGGCAGUGGCAGACUACUACCCUGAAUAUAAACUUCUUUUUGAAGGGGCUGGGAGUAACCCUGGAGAUAAAACUCUUGAAGACAGAUUCUUUGAGCACGAGGUAAAGCUGAACAAGUUGGCUUUUCUGAACCAGUUCCACUUCAGUGUGUUUUAUGCCUAUGUGAAGCUGAAAGAGCAGGAGUGCAGAAACAUCGUGUGGAUCGCCGAGUGCAUUGCUCAGAGACACAGAGCCAAGAUCGACAACUACAUCCCCAUAUUCUAAAGCAAGCUCUGCAGAGUUCUGCACUGGCAGGUUGUAUGUGAUGGUCUAUCACUUUGUAUGAUCAUUUCAAAAAUUAUAAAAACCAUACAAGGAAAAUUAUAUUGUACUGUUAUACGAAGUGUCUCAUCUCUUUUUUUUUAAAUUGGCUAGUUUAGUUAUUUAAUUGGUAUUGUUUCUAGCUGGAUUUUAAGAAAUAAAGGCGCCAAAUGGAAAUUAAGCCUGGUUCUGUCUAGCUAGCAUCAGGUUAUUCCUAGCAAAAAAAUUGGAUUUGUCUUUAUUUUACAUGUAUUCCUGGGAUCUGGCUACAGAAAGCAUGGUUCAUUAUGCAAUGUCAUCAUCACCUGACCUGCAGUUUCCUGAAGAGUUUCAUGCUCCUAGUACGUUCUCACCCAUGUAAAAGGUGAUGUUCACAGAAACACUGUGUUCUUAAUUGUUACAGCUUGAAAACAGUUGUUCUUAAUGUGAAAGUCUUGUGAUUCCCUUGAUUCUUUCAGAAUUGCUGCUCAUUUGGUUCAAACUGUAAUAACCCUCUGGGUCAGUGAGAACCAUUUUACCUGAUGGGUUUUUAUUGUGAAACACGACAGAUUUGUUAUUGAGGGUUUAAGUACAAUACAAUGUACAAGUUCAGUUUAUUUUAAUUCCUUCAUUGUUACCAUUAAAUUGCCCUCUAAGGAUCUAGUUGUACAAAUUGAGUUGGUGUUUUUUGUAAUCGUUUUCCUUUAAUACUUUAGAUUUUGCCCAAUUUUUCCCAGUUUUUUUUUGUUGCUGCUGUUUGUUUUCUGUUCACUGAUCUGUCAGUUAAGCUGAAACGUGUCCUACUGCCUUUAGAAAAGGCCUCUGAUGGGACAUAGUCAGUCUGAUAAUCUUCACAGCCUAAGACACACAAACGAGUGAUGCAGACUGGUUUCUUGCUUCGCUGAAGCUGGACUUUCCCUUAUUCUCAACACUUUCACAAGCCCCAGAACUGCAUGCUGACCAGAGGACCAAAUGGUUUGUAUGACUCGUCCGGGACUGAAAUACUUGUUACUGGCCCUAGAUUUCUUGCCAUAUUCAUUCUGAUAGUAGUACACAGUGAUGGGUAUCUCAGACCCAGAAGUGCAUCACCAGAACUCACACAGUACAGAAUACAGACUGGAAGAGCCCUUAGUAACAAUCUCAGCCGCAGGGGCACCUGGAGAACUGCAGUGGCUUCUGUUCCAAAGCAGAACUUCAGUUUUAGUGUUACUUACAGUAUGCGUGUUUGAGAAACUUAUAACAUUCCACUGUCAGGUGUUAUUUCAGUUGUUUGUAUGGAUGUAGAAUUUUGUUUUUCACUGAAUUUUGUUGUGGACAUCCAGGUGUUGUUCCCUUUAUUGUUUCAAGCAAGCAGUGUUCCUUAUAGGGUUCUGUUUCUUAUCACCUCUUUCAGCAUGUUGCAUGUAAUGUAUAGACCCCAUAUUUGAGUAGUCAGAAUUGUGUUUCUAAAAGGAAUAUUCUCCGUCAUUAGUGCUCAGUUAAAAUAUCUGGGUGUGCUGUUUGAUUUUCACCGUGAUCCGGAUUGCCAAUCUCUGUGAAAGCAUUAAAACUGAAAGAUAAAAAGCUUUUGUGGCAAAUGUGUCAAUGAGGGCGUCAGUGUAGAUUAAAGUUUAAAAAAUAUGACAGAAGAAAACUUUGAGUAAGACACAUUAAAAAUAAGUUAUGAAGCCAACUCCUUCUGCAGGGCUCCACUUUCUCCAGAUUUAUUGAAACAAUGUUGUAAUUAUAGACUGUUUUAUACUGUACUGUAAUGGUUUGGGCAUCAUAACAAACGUGCUUAAACUUGGGGUUCACAACCAUAUUUGUUUUCCUUGUUAUUUGGGGUUAUGUGGUGGAGGUUUGAUGUUGUUUUGCCAUGAAUAGUACAAAGAUGGAAUGUGGCUUAGAUGGAAUAAUCACUUUUUUAGUUAUGGGUGUACUGUGGUUGGAGAGACUCAUGGGGUUCUGUCUGCUAGCUGUGUCGGUUCUGUCUAGAAGCAGCUUGGUUGAGCUGUGCUCCUUCCCCUCUUAUAGAUGUAGACUUUCUUGGAAAGUAUACGGUAGCAGCAGAAUUUAAAUUAUUGUAAUGGAAUUGAUCAAAUGAAGUUGUAUUAUGUGGAAGAAAAUAUUUAACAUUUAAAAUAAUAUGUAUAGUUUAUGAAAAAAAUGCCUGACUCUUUGUAAAGCUUCAUUGUGCUGUAUAUAUUUGUGUGGCUGACUGCCAUCUGGGAUUCAAGAUGUGCUCCUAAUCUGGUUUCCUGUUGUGUGCAUAUUGUGUUUAUCUUCAGUGUGACAAUAAACACCUACCCUCAAUUA
Molecule: messenger RNA, 3473 nt
Organism: Lepisosteus oculatus (spotted gar)
Lineage: Eukaryota; Metazoa; Chordata; Actinopteri; Semionotiformes; Lepisosteidae
Gene: atp6v0d1
Product: ATPase H+ transporting V0 subunit d1
Biological process (GO): vacuolar acidification; proton transmembrane transport; vacuolar transport
Cellular component (GO): lysosomal membrane; vacuolar proton-transporting V-type ATPase complex; early endosome
Molecular function (GO): proton-transporting ATPase activity, rotational mechanism
Source: RefSeq, a predicted model, not a curated record